This is a messenger RNA of Malaya genurostris, 1145 nucleotides long. RefSeq lists its product as uncharacterized. The transcript has 2 exons. NCBI's taxonomy places the organism in Eukaryota, Metazoa, Arthropoda, Insecta, Diptera, Culicidae. The record is from RefSeq and is a predicted model, not a curated record. The coding region runs from base 24 to 1064 and encodes 346 amino acids.
UCUUACGCUUCAAUUUUGAAAAGAUGUCUCAAGGUUUUGCUUCCACAAUGGAACCUUUUAGAAAAGGUACAUCGUUCACUCAUUGGGUGGAACGAUUAGAAUUUGUAUUCAUUGCAAAUAAGAUUCCAGAAGAUGACCGUAAGGCCCAUUUUAUUACAUUGGUGGGACCGUACGUGUACUCGGAACUCAAGCUUUUGUUUCCGACUGGUAGUUUGGCAGCUGUACCGUUAGCUACCAUGAUAGAAAAAUUGAAAAUGAGAUUAGACAAAACUGCCUCUGGUGUUUGCCAAAGAAUUUCUUUUAACCAGCGUACUCAGAACGCUGAUGAGUCGGCGGAAGAUUUUUUAUUAGCAUUGAAACUUCAGGCUGAGCUGUGUGCCUAUGGUGCGUUUAAGGACACGGCAAUACGAGAUCGUUUGCUGGCUGGUUUGAAAGACGUUAUGCUUAAGCAGAGAAUUCUAAGCGAAGCUGAUCAAACCCUUGAGUCUGCUGAGAAAAUUAUACAGACCUGGGAAGCGGCAAAAAACAAUGUUAAAACUUUAUCUUCUGAACCAUUUUCUAUUCACAAUGUCGUUUCUAUGGCUUCAAAUGGUAAUACAAUGGGAAAAGCUAUGGGUAAACUGGCAGCGGCAUAUAAUGCUGCAAAUAAUCCAAUUCCUCAGAAACAAAAUAGCAGAUUACCUGUAAAAGAUAGACUAGGGUUCAGGCCAUAUGGAAAUCCUCGAUAUCAAAAGCAUUUUGGAUAUAAUAGAUAUCAACAGAAAAAUACUUGGAAACCAAAUAGCAAUUUUAAACCGGCAGACUUUCGAGAGAGCUUUGAAACUAGAAUUUGCGAUUUUUGUGGGGUAAAAGGACAUUUGAAGAAACGAUGCUUUAGGUUGAAAAAUAUGAAGAAAGAGGCCGUUAAGCUGGUGGAACAAAUGAAACCCGGAACGUCAGGUACGAGCACGCAGAAUAUUUCAGAAUUGAUGAACCGUAUGAGGACUGAGGAGUCUGACAACGAUGAUUCAGACGAAGGUGGAAAUUGGAAACGUAAGGGUCAACGCACACAGAAGUCAGCUUAGAGUGACUAAUUCGGACUCAAUGGUCCGGCCGAACAUAUUUUGUCCUGGGACGAUGGCAGGAUCGGCAAACGCAAGAGAUGA